CCGGCGCGCGGGGGCCCGGCCCGCUUCCGCCCUCCCGGGGCUGCGAGACCAGCCCCGGCCGCCCGGCCGCCCGUAGCUCCAGCCAUGGGCUCGGGGCGCGUGCCCGGGCUCUGCCUGCUCGUCCUGCUGGUCCACGCCCGCGCCGCCCAGCACAGCAAAGCCGUGCAAGAUGUGGACGAGUGUGUGGAGGGGACUGACAACUGCCACAUCGACGCCAUCUGUCAAAACACCCCACGGUCAUACAAGUGCAUCUGCAAGUCUGGCUACACAGGGGAUGGUAAACACUGCAAAGAUGUGGAUGAGUGUGAACGGGAGGAUAAUGCAGGCUGUGUGCAUGACUGUGUCAACAUCCCUGGCAAUUACCGAUGCACCUGCUAUGAUGGAUUCCACCUGGCGCAUGACGGCCACAACUGUCUGGAUGUGGACGAGUGUGCUGAGGGCAACGGCGGCUGUCAGCAGAGCUGUGUCAACAUGAUGGGCAGCUAUGAGUGCCACUGCCGGGAAGGCUUCUUUCUCAGCGACAACCAGCACACCUGUAUCCAGCGGCCGGAAGAAGGAAUGAACUGCAUGAACAAGAACCAUGGCUGUGCUCACAUCUGCCGGGAGACACCCAAAGGGGGUAUUGCCUGUGAAUGCCGCCCCGGCUUCGAGCUCACCAAGAACCAGCGGGACUGUAAAUUGACGUGCAACUAUGGUAAUGGUGGCUGCCAGCACACAUGCGAUGACACAGAGCAGGGUCCCCGGUGCGGCUGCCAUGUCAAGUUUGUGCUCCAUACCGACGGGAAGACGUGCAUCGGGGAAAGGCGGCUAGAGCAGCACAUCCCCCCUCAGGCCGUUUCUAAUGAGACCUGCGCUGUCAACAAUGGGGGCUGUGACAGUAAGUGCCACGAUGCAGCGACGGGUGUCCACUGCAGCUGCCCCGUGGGCUUCAUGCUGCAGCCAGACAGGAAAACCUGCAAAGACAUAGACGAGUGCCGCCUGAACAACGGCGGCUGUGACCACAUUUGCCGCAACACGGUGGGCAGCUUUGAAUGCAGCUGCAAGAAGGGCUAUAAGCUUCUCAUCAAUGAGAGGAACUGCCAGGAUAUAGACGAGUGUUCGUUUGAUCGAACCUGUGACCACAUAUGUGUCAACACGCCGGGAAGCUUCCAGUGCCUCUGCCAUCAUGGCUACCUACUCUAUGGUGUCACCCACUGUGGAGAUGUGGAUGAGUGCAGCAUCAACCGGGGAGGCUGCCGCUUUGGCUGCAUCAACACUCCUGGCAGCUACCAGUGUACCUGCCCAGGCCAGGGCCGGCUGCACUGGAAUGGGAAGGAUUGCGCAGAGCCAGUGAAAUGUCAGAGUAGUCCUGCUGCCUCCAAAGCCACGCUCAGCUGCAACCGGUCUGGGAAGAAGGACACCUGUGCCCUGACCUGCCCUUCCCGGGCCCGGUUUUUGCCAGAGUCUGAGAAUGGCUUCACCGUGAGCUGUGGCAUCCCCAGCCCCAGGGCUGCUCCAGCCCGAGCUGGCCACACCGGGAACAGCACAAACUCCAACCACUGCCUUGAGGCUGCAGUGCUGACAGUUAAACAGCGGGCUUCCUUCAAGAUCAAAGACGCCAAGUGCCGUUUGCACCUGCGAAACAAGGGCAAAACGGAGGAGGCCAGCAGGAUCCUGGUGCCAGGUGGUGCCCCCUGCUCUGACUGCCAGGUCACCUUCAUCCACCUCAAGUGUGACUCCUCUCGGAAGGGCAAGGGCCGGCGGGCCCGGACCCCUCCAGGCAAGGAAGUCACUCGGCUCACCCUGGAACUGGAGGCAGAAGUCAGAGCUGAAGAGAGCACAGCUGGCUGUGGGCUGCCCUGCCUCCGACAGCGGAUGGAACGGCGGCUGAAAGGGUCCCUGAAGAUGCUCAGGAAAUCGAUUAACCAGGACCGCUUCCUACUGCGCCUAGCUGGCCUUGAUUAUGAGCUGGCCCACAAGCCAGGCCCAGUAGCUGGGGAACGAGCCGAACCAGUGGAGGCCUGCAGGCCCGGGCAGCACCGCUCUGGGGCCAAGUGUGUCAGCUGCCCGCAGGGAACGUAUUACCACGGCCAGACGGAGCAGUGUGUGCCAUGCCCAGCGGGCACCUUCCAGGAGAGAGAAGGGCAGCUCUCCUGCGACCUUUGCCCUGGGAGUGAUGCCCACGGGCCUCUUGGAGCCACCAACAUCACCACGUGUGCAGGUCAGUGCUCACCUGGCCAACACUCUGUAGAUGGGUUCAAGCCCUGCCAGCCAUGCCCACGUGGCACCUACCAAUCUGAAGCAGGACGGACCCUGUGCUUCCCAUGUGGCGGGGGCCUCACCACCAAGCAUGAGGGGGCCGUCUCCUUCCAAGACUGUGACACCAAAGUCCAGUGCUCGCCUGGGCACUACUACAACACCAGCAUCCACCGCUGUAUCCGCUGUGCUGUGGGCUCCUAUCAGCCUGACUUCCGUCAGAACUUCUGCACCCGCUGUCCAGGAAACACAAGCACUGACUUUGAUGGCUCCACCAGUGUAGCCCAGUGCAAGAAUCGCCAGUGUGGUGGGGAGCUGGGUGAGUUCACUGGCUAUAUCGAGUCCCCAAACUACCCAGGCAACUACCCAGCCGGCGUGGAAUGUGUCUGGAACAUCAACCCCCCACCCAAGCGCAAGAUUCUUAUCGUGGUACCCGAGAUCUUCCUGCCGUCUGAGGACGAGUGUGGGGAUGUCCUCGUCAUGAGAAAGAACUCCUCCCCAUCCUCCAUCACCACCUAUGAAACCUGCCAGACCUACGAGCGCCCCAUUGCCUUCACAGCACGCUCAAGGAAGCUCUGGAUCAACUUCAAGACAAGUGAGGCCAACAGUGCCCGUGGCUUCCAGAUCCCCUAUGUUACCUAUGAUGAGGACUAUGAGCAGCUGGUAGAAGACAUUGUACGAGACGGCCGGCUCUAUGCAUCUGAAAACCACCAGGAGAUUUUAAAGGACAAGAAGCUCAUUAAGGCCUUCUUCGAGGUGCUGGCCCACCCCCAGAACUACUUCAAGUACACAGAGAAGCACAAGGAGAUGCUGCCAAAAUCCUUCAUUAAGCUGCUCCGCUCCAAAGUUUCCAGCUUCCUGAGGCCCUACAAAUAGUGCCCGUAGGCCCAAGACCCAGGUUUUGAAGCUCCCCAACUCUUUAGCCCAGAGCCAGCAGCCCCUCAGAGGAGGGACUCUCUCCGAUCUCUUUUUGGAGAAAAAAAAAAUCACUAUAUAGACAAGGCACUCUCCCUUUCUGUUCCUCUAGCUUCCCUGCCUUUCUUUUUCUGCCUUGCUCUUUCUCUCUCUUUACUUUCCCUUUUCCUAUAUGCUCCCUGGAAAAGCCAUUCAGUGCUGGCUCUCUUCCCCCAAGGGGUGAAGGAACAGUAUCCGCUCCCCUCUCCAGCCACACUGUCCAUUGUACCAGCUCACAUCCCUGGCCUUAUCAGCUUGGAAGGGUGCUAAAGGCCCAUAAAGAAAGUGGGUCUAGUGGGGAAUGGGGAGGGCGCGGAGGGGCUUCUGCUGUUACAGGGUUGUGCCUUGCGAGUCAGGAGCCAAAAUGUCCCCUGGCUGUGCCUCCCAGGGAUAAUCUAACAGCCCAGGGUUCUGCCAAAGAAGCCUUUGACUUACAGGCUUAAUGCCAGCACUGGUCCUCUGGGGCACAUGGGUUGAGUCCUGGACUGCCCACACAGCCAGCCGUCCUAUCUAUACAGCUCCUCUCCUUCUUCACCUAUGUCUUCCUGGGGUCCAAUUCAUGAGGGAUUACAAAAGGCCCAUACCACUGGGCUAGCGGACACUGGCUGAAUGAAGAAGAGCAUCAGGAAUUACCAUGUUGAAUAUGCUACUGUUGCUCCCCAAGAGACUUUAUCUCUGCAGGACAGAAACCAGGUUUCAAAGCAUCGCCAAAAAAAAGGAAAAUGUGUCCUCUAAAGGACUAGACUACACAACAAUUGGAAGCCACCCUCAGACACUAAUCCUUUUUCUUACUUGUCUUCCCUGGCCCAGCCGUUCCCUCACUCCCUCCGGAGUGCUUCCCUGGGGAGCCUACUCCCCAAGCUAAGUUUUGUCCUUAAGGAAACAUGGCUGCUGACCAAAAGCCA
This is a messenger RNA of Phacochoerus africanus (Common warthog), 4094 nucleotides long. RefSeq names its product signal peptide, CUB domain and EGF like domain containing 3 (gene SCUBE3). Gene Ontology annotation, molecular function: calcium ion binding. Gene Ontology annotation, biological process: signal transduction. NCBI's taxonomy places the organism in Eukaryota, Metazoa, Chordata, Mammalia, Artiodactyla, Suidae. Gene Ontology annotation, cellular component: cell surface. The transcript has 23 exons. Bases 85 to 3111 code for a protein of 1008 amino acids. The record is from RefSeq and is a predicted model, not a curated record.